AUGUCUUCUGAACAUAAUGAUACAAUUGCUCAAUUAAGAACAUGCGUAUACCUGCCUCCGCGGGUUGGUCUAAUCUUUGCAGCUACAUUCAAUAAAACAUGGACUGGAAAAAUGAAGAUGUUGUUCUACUUUGAUUCACAAGAAAAUCUAGGACUAAUUUCAAUGUUUGGGUACAUGCUCUUCCUAUUCUACAUUGGUGUUAAAACAGAAAUGAGUGUAGUCCACAAAACUAGAAGUGGUGUCACUAACAUAGGAGUUAUUGGUAUAAUAGCUCCAUAUUUAUGUGGCAUGGCUGUUCUAAAUUCCUACUCAUCAAAAUACCUAACAGAUUUGCAAGUAAGACUCCUUGGAGCUAUCAUUGGAUUGUUUAGUAUGGCCCCUUUUCCUGUCAUUUCCUCAACUUUAAGUGAUCUCAAGAUUCUCAAUUCAGAAUUGGGCCGAAUUGGUCUAUCAGCAUCAUUAGUUAGUGAGCUUUUCAAUGUGUUCUUAGCAUCAAUGAUAACAAUUUCUAAAUUACGUGAAGAGCGUGGUGAAGUGAAUGCUAUGCUUUGUGCUUUGGCUGCUAUCUUGUAUAUACUCUUGGUUAUAUUCAUUAUUCGACCAGCGAUGUUUUGGAUUAUAAAACAAACACCAGAAGGUUCGCAUGUGAGUGAUAACUAUGUCUAUAGUAUACUCACACUAACUUUGUUUACAGGCUAUGCUUCAUAUAGAUUUGGAUUCUUUGCACUUUUUGGACCAUUUAUAUUGGGUUUGGCUAUUCCAGAAGGACCUCCAUUAGGCACAGCUAUUGUCAAAAAAAUCGAUACUUUUGUUAAUGAGAUUUUCUUCCCCAUUUUUGUGACCACAUGUUGUAUGAGGGUAGAUUUGAAAGACUUGUUGAUUUGGAGAAAUCAAAGUGAUGGAAGUGUUGAUUAUUUUAUGGUACAAACUUUGGUUAUUGUUCAAGUCAUUGUUGUUACCAAAUUUGUUGCUUGUAUGAUAAUUCCUUUACGCAAUGGGAUGCCAUGGAACGAUGCUAUUUGCUUAUCUUUGAUUAUGAGUUCCAAAGGCUUUGUUGAAAUGGUUGCUUUCUCUUUGGUCAGAGAUUCCAAAGGUCUACCAGGUAACAUCUUUGCAUUAUUGAUGAUAUGCAUCAUAGUAAACUCAACAUUGAUUCCAAUGAUGUUGGGUUAUAUGUACGAUCCAACAAAGAAAUACGCAGGUUACAUAAAGAGAAACAUAGCAGAUCUAAAAAGUAACUCAGAAUUUCGAGUUUUAGCAUGUAUUCAUAGACCAAACAACAUUCCUGCAACAAUAAAUCUUCUAGAAGCAACAUAUCCAACAAAAGAAGAACCAAUAUGUACUUAUGCACUUCAACUCGUGGAAUUAAUAGGAAGAGCUUCACCAAUUUUCAUCUCUCAUAAUCUUCAAAAAAAGAAUAAAUCAAAUUCAGACACAUCAAUGGCAGAUAAGUUACUUGAAUCAUUUAGAAGUUUCGAAAGAGAGUUCCAAGAUUGUUUAGUUGUCAAUGCAUUCACAGCUAUCUCACCACCAGAAAUGAUGUACGACGACAUUUGCACAUUAGCACUCGAUAACUUUACAUCACUUAUUAUUCUUCCUUUUCAUCGACAAUGGUCUUGUGAUGGUAACUCAGUCGAGCUUGAAGACGAGUCAUUAAGGGACAUAAACUAUAGAGUUCUGGAAAGAGCACCAUGUUCUGUUGGUGUUUUAAUCGAACGAGCACAAAUGACACAUAUUUUUUCACCCGAAACACCAUAUAAAGUGUGUUUGAUAUUUAUAGGUGGGAAAGAUGAUAGAGAAGCACUUUUUUUCACAAAGAGAAUGACUAAGAAUCCACAUGUGAAACUUACAGUGGUUCGAUUCUUGUCCUGCGAUGAUGAUGUUGACGAUGAUUCGAAGGGAAGUGGUUGGGAGAAUAAACUUGAUAAUGAACUGUUGGAUGAAAUUAAGACAAAGAAUAAGAUUGGUAAUGUUAGUGUUAAAUAUGUUGAGAGAACAGUGAAAGAUGGACCAGAAACAGCAUUGAUUAUAAGGUCUUUGGCCACUGAAUUUGACUUGAUUGUUGUUGGGAGACAAGCUGGUGUUGAAACUCCUCAAACUUCUGGAUUGUUGCAAUGGAGUGAGUAUUCUGAACUUGGUGUUUUGGGAGAUUUGUUGGUUUCUACUGAUGCUGGUGGUAAAGCUUCUGUUUUUGUUAUACAACAACAAAGAACAACUAUGGAUGUUUAA
Molecule: messenger RNA, 2229 nt
Organism: Trifolium pratense (red clover)
Lineage: Eukaryota; Viridiplantae; Streptophyta; Magnoliopsida; Fabales; Fabaceae
Product: cation/H(+) antiporter 4-like
Exons: 3
Coding region: 1-2229 (742 amino acids)
Biological process (GO): proton transmembrane transport; regulation of pH
Cellular component (GO): membrane; endomembrane system
Molecular function (GO): antiporter activity
Source: RefSeq, a predicted model, not a curated record